UGGGUGGGGGCCGCGCUAAGGGGACCCGCUCGCUCCCCGGCCCCGCCGCCCUUUGGGGCCGCUGGUUUGGGACUUUAACGGAUUCUGCUCCGGGACACACGAUUUUUUAAGGCGUUGUAACAGAUGCGAUGUUAAAAGGUUUUCUGUUACCUUUAAAUGAUUCAUGCCGGUGGGAUUUUUUAGUGUGGAACCCACUUCUGUUUAAUUUGCAGGUACUGCCAGGCCUUGAGGGCUUCGGUGGCACUAGAAAUGCAGUAAACCAGUGGAUGAGGCUCAAAAUUCAGUCUCAGCAUUUGGAAGCUUUAGACAAGAGUGUCAGCGCAUUAAACGUCGGAGGUUGUGGCUUUCCAGAAGGAGCUGGCUAUUUCAGGGCUGUCGAGCAGUAAAAUGUUUGCCAAAUUGAAGAAGAAGAUCGCGGAGGAGGCAGCGGUUGCUCCCAGGCCCGGAGGAACCGCCCGCAUCCCCAGGUCUGUCAGUAAGGAAUCGAUCACGUCUGUGGGAGCAGACUCUGGAGACGACUUUGCUUCUGAUGGAAGCAGCUCCAGAGAGGAUCUUUCAUCCCAGUUGUUCAGAAGAAAUGAACAAAUAAGAAAACUGGAGGUGAAGCUAUCUGAUUAUGCUGAUCAGAUCCGAAAUCUGCAGAAGAUAAAAGAGAAGCUUGAAAAUGCAUUAGAAAAGCAUCAGGAUUCCUCCAUGAGGAAGUUUCAGGAGCAGAAUGAAGCUCAUCAGGCCAGUCGAGCCAAGAUGGCUGAAGGAAUGGCUUUGGCCUUGGAAAAAAAGGACAAGGAGUGGAUGGAAAAACUUGGCCAAGUUGAAAAGGAAAAAAAAAUGCUUCAAGCACAGUUACAAGAAAUGAGGGAGCAGAGUUUGAACCUUUUCCAAAAACGAGAUGAAAUCGAUGAACUGGAGGGCUUUCAGCAGCAGGAAAUUGCCAAAGUUAAACACAUGCUUUUGAAGAAGGAAGAGUCUCUGAGCAGAGCAGAGCAGGAGCUGGAGGCGCGUGCCCAAGAGCUGAGCCAGGCCAGGGCGGAGCUGCAGGAGGCUCGGAGCGAGUCCUCGGGCCUGGGGAGGGACCUCCAGCACUUGCAGCAGCAGCUCCUGGAGCUGGAGGCUCGGAGAGAUGAACUAAUGACAGCUGAGACAAAUGCAGAAAAUAAGAUCACUGCUCUGGAGUUAAGAGAACAGGAGCUACAAACUGUCAUUCAGCAGCUUUCUGUAGACUUGCAAAAUGCUCGAGUGGAUGGUACUGGUUGUGAGAAGAGACUGGAAAUGUUACAAGUGGAGCAUGAAUCUCUGAAGGUGGAAUGUGAGCAGCAAAAGCAAAAGAUGACUUUUGAACUCGCUGAGAGAGAUAAACUUACUGAACAGCUGCAGGAAAAGGUGUCUUCUCUGGAAAAAAAGCUAGAAAGAAAUCUCUCAGGAGAUGAACACAUGCAGGAGCUGCUCAAAGAGAAAGCUGCUCUUGAGCAGAGGCUGGAGGAGACCAGGCAGCAGGUACUGACAGACAGGACACAGCACGGAGAGGCUCUGAACCAGUUGGAAACACAGAAUAAAGAACUGGAAGAGAAACUACGGAUUGCAACGGAAACAUUGAAAAAGAGCAAAGAAGCAGCUGCUGAGCAGGAUCUGAAGAUCCAGAAGCUGCAAGCUGAUCUAGAAGAUGAAAGAAAACAACUGCAGCAACAGAUUUUAAGUGAAAAACAUCAGUAUGAUCAGAAAGUUACUGGGCUGGAGUCUCAGAUUGCUGCUCUUGAAAAAACUUGGGAAUUGGAUAAAACAGCAACUCAGCACAGGAUUAGCCAAUUGGAGAAGGAAAAUGAAAACCUCAAGGGAAGCAAAGAAGGGUAUGAGAGUUCAUUGAAACAACAAGAGUCUGAACUGAACAGGCUAAAGAAUGAGAUGAGCAGCAGAGAAACUGUCAGUGUGGAAAUUGCUAAAGCAUUGGAAGAAACACGGAAACAAAGAGAGGAAUUACAAGAGCAGGUUUCACAUCUGAAUACCCUAAUAAAGGAGAAGGACCAGUUGAUUGAUGAAAAAUGUGAUCUGCUGCUGAAACAAAAGGAAGAACUGAACCAACUCAGUCAAGACCAUGAAGCUGUGUUGCUGCAGGUGCAUCAGUUACAGUUGGACAUAGAAGCAAGUCAGAGCCAAGCAGUGGAGAUAGAGGAAACGGCAAGAAAAGAAAUUGAUGAGCUCAAGCUGCAGGUACAGGAGUCCCUGUUGGCCAGAGAGCAUGAGAAAAAUGUUUUAGAACUGGAGGAAUCAACGAGGUCCUUGAACAAUGAGCAUUUGCCUUCUCCAGAAAACUCUGUGGUGGAACAGAAUGGAGAGGUGGCAGCUGCAGAUGUCAUUCAACUUCAGAAGGAUAACAGAGAGCUGGAACAGCAAAUUGCUGAGAAAAACAAGAUGAUAAAGCAACUUCAGCAAAGAAUGGCAGAACUCAAGAAAACUCUCCAGAAAGAGCUGAAAAUAAGGCCUGACAGUGAGGUACCUGAGCUACGUGUGAAUUCUGAAGUGCCUAAUGCUUCUGUGACUGUCACCAACAACUCUGAUUUGAACGACUCAAGGGAGAUAAACUUCGAAUACCUUAAACAUGUUGUACUAAAGUUCAUGUCCUGCAGGGAAUCUGAGGCAUUCCAUCUCAUCAAAGCUGUGUCUGUGUUACUGAAUUUUUCACAAGAGGAAGAAAACAUGCUCAAAGAAACUCUGGAGUACAAGAUGUCCUGGUUUGGGUCAAAGCCAUCUCCCAAAGGCAGCAUCCGGCCGUCUAUCUCGAGCCCAAGGACUCUGUGGCCUUAAGGGAACCUGAAGGUGGCAGGCAGUAUCCAGGCACUUCUUUCUGUGAAAAGAAUGCUGAACACACUGCUCCAGGUGUGUCUUAAUCACUGUCAUUGCAGUAUUUUGUACAAGAACUUCUGGCUCUGUUUACAAAACUAAUACUGUGCAAGGAGACACUUUCACUACAGACUGGAACAGCUCUGGGCUGGAGUCGGGGACCUCCUCGGUGUCUGUGAUGGGAGCAGCUCCUUGUGCUCAUCACUCCUGGGUUCCUGGCACCAGAGGGUUCUGAGGACCUCGCUGACAGCAGGGCUGCCAGUUCAGUCUCUUGGGAUGGUGAUUCCAGCUGCUGUUCCAGAGUCCAGUGACUCUGGGCACAGAAAAGCUGCUUGUCUGGCUGUGGGAAGCCAGCAAUGAAAAAUGUGUUGGCAGAACAGUGUUGAGAGUGGGAUGGUUUGCAAAGCCUUUCACAGGACAGGAGCAGGAGCUUUAACCAAAAAAGAACUCUGCCUUGCCUUCUUAUACUGACAUUAACUAAUGGUUGGCAUUUUUUCAUAUCACUGUGUAAUUUAAGGUGCAUUUAUCCUGGCCUGCAGCCCUCAAGGCUGCAUGUUGAUGAUUAUUUAAUUUGAGAGCACAACUUUAGAGUUGUCUGAUUUUACUUUUCUUAAAGAAAAAUAAUAUUUAAAAUGGUCUUAAUUAUAGUACCUAAUCCUCAGUCGCCUUUAAAACUAAUCCAUUAGCCUGUUCCAUGGGUUGUUAGCAGUGGGAAAAGGGGUAGGAAACCAUUUUAAAUUUUUAAAGCUGAGUUCCAGGUAUUGUAAAUCCACACUAAAAAAUACCUUUUAUUUAAAAAAAAAAAAUCUAAUUACAAAGGGUGAAGAAUGCUGGUACUAAACAUAUUGAUUCCUUUUUUUUUCUUCCAAGUCUGCUAGCAACAAAUCCUUAUAACCAGGAUCUGCCUCUUUGGUUGUGGUUUUCUGUACUUCAAAUACUGAUGCUUAAAAGCUGUUAUGAAUAUGUUAACUGUGUCCUGACUAUUAAGGUAAAAGAAAUGCUGCUCAUGAGGGGUUUGAGGGCAAAAUUCAACUCUUAGUGAACAAGUUGUGGUUCCAGCAGCUUGUUUUCCUAAUACAAUAAGGAAAGGGGGACCAAGGUGGCACUUCCUCCCUGGAAGCACAAUUUUGCCCAGACUUAUUAACACCACUGCAAAAUCUGGAUCCAAAUGGGAAGCAGCAGUUAGUCUGACUUCUGAAAACUGAGACCUAUGUCCAAAAAUCUACACAUGUAUGGAACUGAGUGAGCAUGCUGCAGUUCUGGGACUUCUCUUACAAGGAAGUUCAUACUUCUGUUAAAUAUAUUCAGGAUAAUUCAAGCUUUCCCCAAUGGAGAUCCAGCAGGAGGUGAAUGUGCUGAUCCAGAGCCUGCUGGUCUCCCAGACAGCCCCACCCCAGACACAGGUACUCCCAGGAGCUGUUACUGGGCACAGGUGCUGCUCCUCAGUCAGAGCCAGGUUGGAUUUGGCUGAAGUUAAGAAAACCAACAGAAUUUUUUGGUACACUAAAGCUUGUCCAAACAGUCUUUAGUAACCAGAUUCAUGGCACUUCCAGACAGGAUAGAGCAUGGAAGAGUUCAGCCCUGCUCUACUGUGGAAAUAGACAAUCAAAAAGUACAUUUAUUUAAAUUGUUUCUCUACUGAGAUACAGUGGGGUGGAAUAACCCUGCUGGUUCUGGGAAGAUUUUAUUCUCUGAGAUAUUUUCCUUUCUAAUGUCCCUUUGCCCUGCCCUGUUUCUGUGGGACCAGGGAUCAGGACUCCCUCACUCCCACUGCUCCCUGCUGAAUGACUGUUGGGUUUAUGCUGAUCCUGGCUUCAAAGGUUACUGCUGAACAGUAAGGAAAGCAGGACAGGCAGCCUGGAACGGAGUGACAAAGUAAGAUCUUAGGUUAUAUUUUCACUAACAACUUCAGUUUCAGAUCCCAAAGCUCAUAAAGGAUCAACUUACCAUAAACUAGUUCUUAAGUGUUGAAUUUUCGUUAGGUAUCAGAGCAAGACUGGUGUGUAUACAUGUAUUAAAAAGCUAAUGCACUUUCCCUUGUCUCAGAACCGUGGUUAUACAUAAUCCUUUCUAUCACCAUUGGAUUUCUUUCCUUCUGUGCUGUAAAUAUGGAUUGUAUGAUGAAACACUAUGAAAUUUGUGGUGCAAUACAUUUUGGAUCAAACCCCUAA
Molecule: messenger RNA, 5006 nt
Organism: Vidua chalybeata
Lineage: Eukaryota; Metazoa; Chordata; Aves; Passeriformes; Viduidae
Gene: GOLGA1
Product: golgin A1
Exons: 22
Coding region: 388-2799 (803 amino acids)
Cellular component (GO): Golgi apparatus
Source: RefSeq, a predicted model, not a curated record